CAGAUUUAGCAAUAUAUCUUUUUGACGACGUCCUUCACAAGGUCUUUUUUCGAAGUCAUGGUGGCGGACGAGAAAGGGCUGCAAGCUCACGUUGUAAUCGUUGGUGCUGGUCUCGCAGGGAUCUGCACUGCAGUCGAGCUGAAAAAACAGCUGGGGUUCGAGAAUUUUACUAUUUAUGAAAGAGAUUCUACUCUUGGUGGAACAUGGAGGGACAAUACAUAUCCCGGAUGUGGUUCCGAUAUACCUGGACAUUGGUAUUCCCUUUCAACAGAGCUGAACCCACACUGGAGCAACCUUUACGCUACUCAACCAGAGAUCCGCGACUACUGGCAAAACAUCUUCGAUAAAUACAAUCUGCAAUCUCAUACCCAGUUCAAUUCAAAGGUCACUUCCGCGAUAUGGAGCAAUGCUACACAGAAAUACACCGUUGAGAUCACGAAUACGCUGUCGGGAGAAAAAACCUUGGUUGAAACGAAUGUAAUGUUCUACGCCAUCGGCGGAUUCCAGAAACCUGUAUUUUCGACGGAUGUCCCCGGUAGAGAGUGUUUUAAGGGACAUAUCUGGCAUUCAGCGCGAUAUCGACAUGAUGUUGAUUUGAAAGGUAAAAGGGUUGGAGUAAUUGGGAAUGGAUGUUCGGGGGCACAAUUAGUUCCUACCUUAUCCGAAGACCCCUCUGUCCAAGUUACCAACUUUUGUCGAACCCCCCAGUGGUAUGUUCCACGCACUAAUUAUGCAUAUCCUCGUUGGGUCAAGUGGAUAUUUGCCCAUAUACCAUUCACGAUGAGGUGGUAUCGCAAUCUUCUGAUGGUCAGGAGUGAUUUGACCUUUGUUAUUUUCCGGAAGAGCAACAAAAGGAUUGUAGCAUUAGUGACAAAGCUACUUUCCAAAUACAUUGCAUUAAAAGCACCCAAAAUCCAAGUUACAAAGCUUACACCAAAUUAUCCCCCUGGUUGCAAACGUCUCAUAGUUGACCCAGGCUAUCUGGAAUGCUUGAAUCGUCCGAACGUGGACAUCACAUGGGAUCGUAUCGAAAGGAUUGUCGAAAACGGAAUCAAACUCGACACGGGGGAGGUUGUUCCUCUCGACGUUAUCAUCUUUGCCACGGGUUACUCAGUGGAUCCCGAAGAUUUGCAUGUACGCGGGAGUUUGGAUACUACAGUGAGGAGCUUCUACAAAUCGCAAGGAGGGCCUGUUGCGUAUUUAGGAAGCGCAAUUCCAGGAUUCCCUAACCUUUUUAUUCUUCUUGGGCCGAAUGUCAUUUCUGGUAGCACCUCCGUUAUCUUUGUGCAAGAAGCUCAGAUAGGACUAGCUCUAAAACUGAUCAAGCCCGUGCUUGCGGGUCAUUUAAAGUCAGUGGAGGUAAAGCAAGAGGUGUCGGAACAGUACAACCUGUGGUUACAAGACCGUCUCAAAGACUCUGUGUGGAAUUCAUGCGACUCGUAUUACCAUUGGGACAACGAUAGAAAUAGUCGAAAUGUGGCCUCAUUUCCAGGUCCGGCCACUCUUUUGUAUUGGCUGAUGAGAAAAGCGGAGAGAUGGGAAGACUGGAAAGUUGUUGAGGUAGACUCGCAAACAGGAUGGAUCAGGAAGCAAAAUCGGAACGCAAGGAGGAAUAUACUGCUGGGUCUGAGUAGCAUACCAUUGGCGGUGCUUUUGUAUCAUAAGUAUUUCUGAUCUUCAAUCAGGAACAGUGGAAAAGGACCGGAAAGGGAAGGAAAGGGAGGGCUGACAGAUUGAGUAUAAUCGAAUCAAUCAGCAACCCUGAGGGAGUACGAGAGUCGCUUCAUCGAAGGACCAAGGGGGAGGCUGGAAGGCUACUCUGACUGAAUAUAUCAUCCUUCCCCUUCUUCGUGGUCUCGACGUCCGUCAAAAUGGCGUCGCUACAAAACAUUCUGGGCAAAAUUCCGUGUUCAAAUGAUUAUUCACAAGCAGAGUAGAUAGAUGGAUAGAUU
Messenger RNA from Lentinula edodes (shiitake mushroom), 1952 nucleotides. RefSeq lists its product as uncharacterized. Gene Ontology annotation, molecular function: NADP binding; N,N-dimethylaniline monooxygenase activity; flavin adenine dinucleotide binding. NCBI's taxonomy places the organism in Eukaryota, Fungi, Basidiomycota, Agaricomycetes, Agaricales, Omphalotaceae. The transcript has 16 exons. The coding region runs from base 58 to 1674 and encodes 538 amino acids. The record is from RefSeq and is a predicted model, not a curated record.